Messenger RNA from Phascolarctos cinereus (koala), 3361 nucleotides. It is a transcript of the gene WASF1, whose product is annotated as WASP family member 1. Lineage: Eukaryota; Metazoa; Chordata; Mammalia; Diprotodontia; Phascolarctidae. The record is from RefSeq and is a predicted model, not a curated record. Gene Ontology annotation, cellular component: cytoskeleton; lamellipodium; SCAR complex. Gene Ontology annotation, molecular function: actin binding; protein kinase A regulatory subunit binding; Arp2/3 complex binding. Gene Ontology annotation, biological process: actin cytoskeleton organization; positive regulation of Arp2/3 complex-mediated actin nucleation.
CCUCAGUGGCUGGUUUCAUUCAAUUGGCUCUUGCCUUACCUUAUUCCCUAGCCCAUCCUCAGUUCUUUCUGGCCCCCUCCCCCAAACCGAGGAUUGGAUUAUACCACGCAGUCUCUGGAAAAGGGGGUGGGGAAGCACGGCUUUCGUGCCAUUAGGGUGUGUUGGGGGCUGGGUUUCCAGCAUCCUCAAAGGGUACACCUGGGUACCGGAGCCCGAGGAGGAAAUGGAGGGUCUUUUCACCCGAGCCCCCGCUGGGGGAUAACCUCUCUAGUGGGAGGUUAGGGAAAGGAACUUGGAGUGGGCAAGGAGAGGGAGCAUUGUUAGCCCCCCUAUUUCAUGCUCCCUUUUCUCUCUCCCGUUUGUGGAGCUCCGCGCGCUCUAGUUAGGGGGCGGGGUGGGGGGAGGGGGAGGUUCGCAGUGUUGUUCGCUCGUGCUUCUUGCACCGGGUUAUUCCUGAAAGAGCCGGAGCUAGAAUUAUUGCAGGUUAAACGAAGCGAGGGGUGGGCCGGGUCGGGUCCGGCCCGGCUGGGUCGCUUGGAACAGGAAUCCAAGGGGUUACCUCCCACCCACACCUCGAGCCGCUACCCACGGCCUUCGGAAGAAUCGGCUGCAGAAGGAGUGGCAAGCAGCAUCAGCCGGCAUGAAGGAGGUGUAAGACAAGAGCUUCCCCCCGCACCCCGAUUUUACGUUACGGGCCAGCACUGGAGUCUAUAUGUCCGUCAUCCAAGGACCAGCCUUGCUAAGGCUCAGAGAUAUUCAGUAACAGAAGGCUGUUGACCAGGAUUCGUAAAGUUAAUGAACAGUUGAAGUUUGAUGCUUGUAGCAGAGUUGGGAUUGAUACAUACACCUGGUGUGUGUCAUCAGACCUUCUGUGGCUUGGUGGCUGGUGAGUUGGCACAUAGAUUCAUCUCGGAAUGCCAUUAGUGAAGAGAAAUAUUGACCCCAGGCACCUGUGCCAUACAGCACUGCCCAGAGGCAUUAAGAAUGAACUGGAAUGUGUAACCAAUAUCUCCUUGGCAAAUAUAAUUAGACAACUAAGUAGUCUGAGUAAGUAUGCUGAAGAUAUAUUUGGAGAACUAUUUAAUGAAGCACACAGUUUUUCCUUCAGAGUCAACUCUUUACAAGAGCGAGUAGAUCGUUUGUCUGUUAGUGUUACACAACUUGAUCCCAAGGAAGAAGAAUUGUCAUUACAAGAUAUCACAAUGAGAAAAGCUUUCCGAAGUUCCACAACUCAAGAUCAGCAGCUGUUUGACCGAAAGACUUUGCCAAUUCCAUUACAAGAAACUUACAAUGUUUGUGAGCAGCCUCCACCUCUCAACAUACUCACUCCUUACAGGGAUGAUGGUAAAGAGGGUUUGAAGUUUUAUACCAAUCCUUCAUAUUUCUUUGAUCUAUGGAAAGAAAAAAUGUUACAGGACACUGAAGAUAAGAGGAAGGAAAAGAGAAAGCAGAAGCAGAAAAAUCUAGAUCGGCCUCUUGAACCAGAAAAAGUGCCAAGGGCACCUCAUGACCGGAGGAGAGAAUGGCAGAAGUUAGCGCAAGGUCCUGAGCUUGCGGAAGAUGAUGUGAAUCCCUUACAUAAGCCAAGUGAAGUUGCUAAUGGCCCAGCCUCUCAGUUUGAACCAAGACCUCAGGCUUAUGUGGAUCAUAUGGACGCCUCUUACUCACUUUCUGCAUUACCCUUUAGUCAGAUGAGUGAACUUCUAAACAGAGCUGAGGAAAGGGUCUUAGUGAGACCUCAUGAGCCACCUCCACCUCCUCCAAUGCAUGCAUCAGGAGAUGGAAAAGCGGCACCUACUUGCAUCAGCUCUGCUCCAGGCUUGGUAGAAAGCCGGCCCCAGUCACCAGCCACAGGCAGAACUGCAGUGUUUGUGAGCCCCACACCCCCACCUCCUCCACCUCCUCUUCCGUCUGCCUUGUCAACUACUUCGUUAAGAGCUUCAAUGACUUCCACCCCUCCCCCUCCAGGACCUCCCCAACCUCCACCUCCAGCUGCGGCUCUUCAAGCUCCAGCAGUGCCGCCCCCGCCAGCUCCUCUACAGAUCGCACCUGGAGUCCUUCACCCAGCUCCUCCUCCGAUAGCGCCACCUCUGGCGCAGCCCUCCCCUCCAGUCACUAGAGCUGCCCCAGUGUGUGAAACUGUACCUGUUCAUCCACUCCCACCAGGGGAAGUGCAAGGGCUGCCUCCACCUCCACCCCCUCCUCCCCUGCCACCUCCAGGCAGCAUUCGGCCCUCGUCACCUGUCACUGUUGCAGCUCUUUCUCAUCCUCUCUCUGGAGUACACCCACCCCCAUCGACUGCCCCUGGGCCUCACGUUCCAUUAAUGCCUCCAUCUCCUCCAUCCCAAGUUGUUCCUGCUCCGGAGCCAAAGCGCCAUCCAUCAACCCUGCCAGUAAUAAGCGAUGCCAGGAGCGUACUUCUGGAAGCAAUACGGAAAGGUAUUCAACUACGAAAAGUAGAGGAACAGCGUGAGCAAGAGGCUAAACACGAACGCAUUGAAAACGAUGUGGCCACCAUCUUGUCCCGCCGGAUUGCUGUGGAGUAUAGCGAUUCUGAAGAUGAUUCAGAGUUUGAUGAAGUGGAUUGGCUGGAGUAAAGAAACAUCCAUUAAUACACAACCAAACUGAAUGCAAAUGUCCAUUGUGGUGCUUGUUCUUUGAAAAUGGUUGGUCAUUACUAGUGUUUGUAUUUUUUUCCCCCCUUCAAUCUUUUUUUUUGGUCCUAUUUUUUCAGUUUACAAGAAAACUAGCACAUCUUUCAAGUUAGGUGUUUUAUGGUGGCCUUCCUUACCUUUUUAUUUUUCCUGGAAAGAAAAUUACUUUGUUCAUAUAGGCCACUAAGUAUUAAGCAUGGGCAGCUGUUACUAGAGUAGCAAAUUCAGUUUAUUUUUGUUUUGUUUUUUACAUAUCUUAAUUGUGCACUUUGUGAAUUUUAAGUUAAUGAAGGUAACUGAGAUUGAAAUUCCAAGGGCAGCUGUAUGUAUUAAUGAGCCUUAUUCCAUUUUAAAUAAUGUCAAGAAAUGCAUUAAACCUGUCAAGAGAUCACUACCUUGAUUAUGUGAGUACACUAAGAAAGGACAAUAGUAUGUAGUACUGAGUACAAUUCAAGAAAAAAAAAAGCUUGAGCUUUUUUAAUCUUUUUUUUUUAAUUUUUAAAUAAUCAUGGCCUUAUAUUUGAGUGUUUAGCAGUUUCCCUUCCCCUGGCACUCCAUCCCUUAAAAUACAUAUUGUGUGUGGUACUAUUUGCCUGCCUACAAGUUUGAUUUUUUCAUGUGAAAUAUUCUGACUGAAACAUAUUGUGUAAGUUAUGUAACUGUUAAGAAUAAUAGUCUGAUUUAAUAAACAGUUCAUUUUAAAUGUU